AUGCCAGCGAUUUCGAGUCGAGCAAUCGAAGGAGGAGUAAAUGCGCUUCAGGCCCGAGAAUGGCGCAACACGGUGGGCCAGUCAGGCAUGACACCCACUGCGUUCUCCUUCUUAAUUCCGGUGUUGUUAGUCGCCAUCGCCACCCCAUUCCUUUGCGUUUUUUGUAUUCGCUACCGACGACGGGAGCAAUAUGUUGUCAGAGCUACGAAGAAACCCGAUCUACAGCGUGUGAAAGCGAGAGAAGAAUUGAACUCGGUGACGGAGAUUUCAAAUAUCUCAGGCGCUCGGGAACUCUCACAGGCUGGACCGAGCGAUGAGAACGAAGGGCUGGCGGAGUCCCGAUCAGUUCUUGAGAAGGAAUGUGCGAUAUGUCUCUCCACCCUCCAUGCGCCAUCGCUGCCUGAGCCAGCAAAGCUCAGUGAAGCCGCGAUACCCGCCACAGUGGAAGAUUUCACACCAGCUGAGCCAGAAGCGAUUCUCAAGCUGCAUGUCUGUGGCCACGAGUUCCACGCGGAAUGUCUGGUGUCCUGGUUUGUUCUGCGUAAGACGAGCUGCCCGAUUUGUCGAGCCGAAUAUUACAGCAAGGAAGCCAUGCAAUUACUCGACCAGGAAGCACAAUCAGCGACAGCUCAGACAGCUCAGGAUACAGCGCCUGCGCCUGUCGUCAGCAAUUGGCGAUUCUUCAUCCAUGGAAACAACGUGUUCCGUAACCAGGACGCGACAGAGUCACAAUCGCCAACACCACCAUCCCAAUCACGUUGGCGCCGCUUCUGGACUUGA
Cucurbitaria berberidis CBS 394.84 is the source of this 780-nucleotide messenger RNA. RefSeq lists its product as uncharacterized. Gene Ontology annotation, biological process: protein ubiquitination. The record is from RefSeq and is a predicted model, not a curated record. The transcript has 2 exons. Bases 1 to 780 code for a protein of 259 amino acids. Lineage: Eukaryota; Fungi; Ascomycota; Dothideomycetes; Pleosporales; Cucurbitariaceae.